Messenger RNA from Malania oleifera, 1435 nucleotides. Its product is annotated as plant cysteine oxidase 3. The transcript has 6 exons. Gene Ontology annotation, molecular function: oxidoreductase activity, acting on single donors with incorporation of molecular oxygen, incorporation of two atoms of oxygen. The record is from RefSeq and is a predicted model, not a curated record. The coding region runs from base 141 to 980 and encodes 279 amino acids. Lineage: Eukaryota; Viridiplantae; Streptophyta; Magnoliopsida; Santalales; Ximeniaceae.
GAGCGUCGCCACAGCCCUCCGAUCGGCGACAUAGAGAAGGCAUUUUCUUGUAAAUUCAUCCGUUCUGUUCUUGUCUCAUUUUAUUCGAAUUUUCAUUCUGCACCAAAACGUUCUCAAAUUCUCGAAAAUCAUUCAACAGAAUGACAAUAAUUUCGAGAAACAAAUCUCUUUUUACAGUGUUUCGAAAACUCGUAAGCAUGACAAGGAAGAGCUCUUCAAUACAGUGUCUAUACGAGCUCUGCAAGAUGAAUUUCACGAACACAGGAACACCUCCCUCUUCUGAAGCUGUCGAGAAAACCUGUUCUCUCAUGGACACAAUCUGCCCUGCUGAUGUUGGUCUUAAAGAGGAAAACACAGAGGAUGAUCGAGGGCAUGGAUUCUUAGGACUGGACCAUUUUCAUAGGGCAGCUCGAUGGGCUCAACCAAUAACAUAUCUGGAUAUAUAUGAAUGUGACAGUUUUACAAUGUCCUUCACACUCGCCCAGAAGAUGUGUAUAUUCUGCCUGCCUACCUCUUCCGUCAUUCCCCUUCAUGACCACCCUGGGAUGACUGUUCUGAGCAAAGUUCUUUAUGGAUCCCUGCAUGUGAAGGCCUAUGAUUGGGUUGAGCCCGCCUGUAUCCAGCAAAACUGUGGAUCAGAUCACUCUUUGGGAAGAUUGGCAAAGUUGGUAGUAGAUGAAGUUCUAACAGCACCAUGUGGUACCUCAGUUUUGUACCCGAAGAGCGGGGGGAAUCUGCAUUGUUUCACCGCAAUUACCCCUUGUGCUGUGCUUGACAUUCUUGCUCCUCCUUAUCAGGAGUAUGCUGGCAGGGGAUGUACUUACUACCAUGACUAUACUUAUUCUACUUUCUCAACUAGAAACGGAACUAUCCCGAGUGGUGGAAAAGAAGCAGACUAUGCAUGGCUUGUCAAGACAAAUACUCCAGAUGAUCUCUGUAUGCGCCAGGGAAGAUAUACUGGUCCAGCUAUCCAGGUUUAGCACUCAAAGCUUGCAAUGGUGAUAGACUUGCUCUUUUUAUCUCAAUGUAUUGAGCCCUGAACUCUGGAGGACAGUUUGUUGUUGGGAUUGAUUGCGAGAGCCUUGCCCCAUUUGAGGACAGGAAGGGCAAGAGCCUUGCCCUAUUUGACAACAGGAAGGGUUACUAAAAUCAUGAUGGAAUGUGCCUUGCCCCAUUCUACAUCAGCCAACAAGCCUAUAUCAAUCUCAACUCCACCCGAAGCUGCAUCGGGCCUAUUUACUCCACCCGAAUUCAAACUCUGACCUCCCAUAUAGAAAAGUUAUAAAAGUACAGAAGGAAGCUUCUAGCAUCAUUGGCAUCAUAAAAACAAUUGCCGAUAACAUUGAAACUUUUUUGUUGUUUUAUGAUUUAUAACCUUAAUUUAACAUUGUCUCACAACCAGCAUUAUCCAUCACCGACAAGACUAUAGUGACUA